UCGGGUAAAGUCGCGCAAAGUGAAGCGCCUGUUGCAACUUUGGAUCAACUCUUCUUUGGAUGUAGCUCGCGCGCGUCUCUCCUAACAACUCACAGCGCUGCGCUUCACACGUCCGCUUGCUCCACUUCAAAAAGUGUCAACGUGUGAUAUUUCGGACAGUCCGCAAUGGACGAGGAUAAAAACGUCCUGCCUGCUUUGAAGGAUAUAGAGACAAAGUUGGGUCUUAAGGUCCCGGAUAGCCUCAUUCGUUCUCUUGCUGCAGGAAAGCAUCCCGACGUGCACGAGAAGUCUGCAGCGCCGCAUUUAGUGAACUGCACACUGUAUGGCAACAAUGCGGACUUGAAAAGACUGGAGAGCAAAAUGCUGUUCCUAAAACAAGAAAUGGCACAUCUGCGAGCCAUCGACGUGAAGCUGAUGCAGCAGCUGAUGUCCAUCAACGAGGGCAUCGAGUCCAUCCGUUGGAUGAUAGAAGACAAAGGAGGCGUGGCCAGCCAAGAGGGCAGCCUGACGGGCAGCUUGUACAGCCUGUCAGACAGCCAGGACGGUACCUCGCUGCGAGGCAGCUUCAACAGCUUGAAUGACGGCAACAGUGACGGGCUAGAUACUCUGUCUGUGGGUAGUUACUUGGACACUCUAGCAGAGGACCUCUCGGACGACCCCUCACCUACAGAUCUCGACUGUUUUGUUGAUAAAACGGUUAUCGAUGGGGAUACUUUCAGCAAAUCACCACUGAAACUCAGGGCGGAAUCGGAUGAAUACUACUGCUUUGGAUAAUGAGCUAAACACAGUGGUUACAGAGACUACUGAGAUAUGUGAAGACAGAUUUUAAAAUGUGUUCUUCACAAAUUAACACAGCUGUCAGAAUAUUUUCCAAUGGCGAAUGUUGCUUUUUACCUUUUUAAACCAACAUCCUUAUGCGGUGGUUUGAACACGCCUCGACAAACCAUUGCCACUUAAUGUCGCACCACAAGUGAAAACACCUUUACAGUUCUUUAAGUCUUAAUAUUUUAUCAUGCAGGUCAAUUGAGUAAAAAAGGUGCUCUGUUAGGAUUUAAAGAUUGUAUUUAUUGAGUUACCUCAGCAGUUUAGUUUCACAGAUGAGAGUACUUCUUGGACUAAACCUAAUGACGACGGGGGGGAAUAAGAGUAGCAGCAUAAGCUGAACAUCAAAUCUUCUUUAUCUAAUGUCAGCCCCAAUCAUCUGAUCUAAGUGAAGGAGUAGAUUAGGGUUUAGCAGCCACUUGGAAAAUUGGACGUUUCACGCUGAGUGAUGCAAGUAGAGUUAACUAUUUAAAGUGGUAAGUUUUAAGUGUUAAAGCAAGUGCAAUUUGCUUCCAUGCCAAAUUCUGAGCUCCGCCUACUAUAGAUGUUCAGCUUGUAACUAUUUGUACUUAAAUGUUUUGACAUGAUGGAAGUUCCUAAGCUCAAUCGCAUUCUGCAAUAGUAGAACGUCCAUGUGCACUCGAGAGAUUAGUAGCACGUUUUAAAGCACAGAUGCUUGACUGAAAACCAAAGCAAUUUGAUUGUCUUAUAGCUCAUUUUAGGCCUGAGGCAAAACCCUGUUAAUGCCUGAUGGGAGAUUUGUUGACGCUGGACAUGUGGAACACGAGUUUGCUUUGUGGGCACAUUUUAGUUCUCUGUUGUCAAAAACAGGUGUGUUGUUUUAGCUUUAAAUGUUGUAGUUUGUUUUUUUUGUCAUUUGUAUUUUACACUGCCUGCAUUUGUAAGAAA
Molecule: messenger RNA, 1731 nt
Organism: Anarrhichthys ocellatus (wolf-eel)
Lineage: Eukaryota; Metazoa; Chordata; Actinopteri; Perciformes; Anarhichadidae
Gene: lurap1l
Product: leucine rich adaptor protein 1 like
Exons: 2
Coding region: 166-774 (202 amino acids)
Biological process (GO): positive regulation of canonical NF-kappaB signal transduction
Source: RefSeq, a predicted model, not a curated record